This is a messenger RNA of Portunus trituberculatus (swimming crab), 5481 nucleotides long. It is a transcript of the gene Lrch, whose product is annotated as DISP complex protein LRCH3-like. The record is from RefSeq and is a predicted model, not a curated record. Lineage: Eukaryota; Metazoa; Arthropoda; Malacostraca; Decapoda; Portunidae. Bases 27 to 2516 code for a protein of 829 amino acids. The transcript is spliced from 14 exons. Gene Ontology annotation, molecular function: protein binding.
GAAGGAAUGAGAGCCAGUGAAGGAAGAUGGCGGGGAGAGGUGGGGUGCACGGCGCGUCCUCCCCUUCGUGUGUGUCUAGGAGCUUAGAUAGAACACUUUCAGACGCGCAGGACACGUGUGAACUCAAACUAAGUGGCCGCAAGUUAAAGGAUUACCCGAAGGCUGCCGCUAAGUACAACCUGAGCGACACAGUUUUGGCAGAUUUAUCCCGGAACCGUUUGAGUGAAGUCCCAGCCGAGGUGACAGAAUACCGCUCGUUAGAGACUUUGAACCUAUACCAGAAUGUGAUCAAGCACCUUCCAGACUCCCUCGCCUCCCUGCAGGGCCUCACGCAUCUCAAUCUGAGUCGAAACCAGCUGUCAGUCAUCCCAUCUGUGGUAUGUGAACUGGCGGGUCUGCGGGUGCUGGAUGUGUCUGGGAACCGUCUGGUGAGUCUGCCGGAAGAGCUGGGCCGCCUUCACAGCCUCAUGCAGCUGGACGCCUCAUACAACCAGCUGGCCCACCUCCCCCCGGCCCUUGGUGAGCUGGAUGGCCUUAGAAGCUUGAAUCUGCGGAGGAACCAAUUACAAACGCUGCCCCCUGAGCCGUGUUUCCUGCGGCUAGUGUUCCUGGACCUCAGCGGGAACAGAAUAUCAACGCUGCCCACCGAAUUGAGGUUCAUGAGCACUCUUGUCACUCUGGCCCUGGACAACAACCCCCUACAGAACCCCCCCCUUCAGCUGUGCACAAGGGGCCGAGUGCACAUCUUCAAGUGGCUGGAGAUGGUAGCGGCCAAGGAGGACAAGAAGCGAGGCAUUCUUUCCACUGAGUCAGAGUUCAGGAAAACACAGGCACAACUUCGCAAGGUUUCCUCCACCUCCUGUACUGAUUUCAGAUUGGUAAAUGGUUUCUUUGAGCCUCGGCACAGCAAACGCAGCACGGUGGACAGCGGGUACAGCACGUGUGACAGUGUGGAUCAGCGGUGGUCACAGGAGAGCCAUGAGAGUGCGGAGUAUGAUGAGUCUCGGAAGCUUGCGAUGAGGGCAGCGGCAUGUACCAAGGAGCAGAGGCAGGAACGGGGACGAGGGGGGGCUGGGGGCAGUGUGCGACCCCUCAAUGGCCUCCCUAACGGUGAUGUAGGGGGCAUCAAUGGGGGUGACCACACGACUGUCACCACCACCACCACCCCCAGCGCCCUGUCCACCCCCAGCACACUCAGCCCUGGCGAUGGUUUCAAUCUCGAGGAUGAGUUUAAUAAGGCACUGAAGCUAAGGCAAGACUAUGAGAAUAUCUUCCCAGGUGACCACUCCUCAUCAGGCAAGGACAGCCAGGGCCACAGUGGUGCUGGCUGGGGUGCUGGCAGCGGCAGCAGUAGCAGCAGCAACAGCAGCACCAACAACCACAGCAGCAGCAACGGGUCCCUGGGGCUGCGUCACCCCCCAGAGGCUCCCCACCCUCAUAACCCUGACCCUGGGGGGGGCUUCCUCCUCCCCCACACCCACCCUACCCCCCACCACCCCCACGUCCACAUCCCCACCUACAGAGAGUAUGUGGAGGCCAAGUUGCAGAGACGCGCACUGGAGAGCAACAACAUUUACCGGCGGCAGGGAAGCGAUGGUACGGCGCCGGCCACAGAGAACGGCACUCAUAGGUCUGCCGAGAGUCUGGCCACUCGGACAGACCACCUUGGCUCUCACCCAUCGCGGCCAGGCCCUAUUGGAGCCGCCAAAUCUUGCAAUGGUUCUCGUGUCAGUCCAAGCAAAGGGUCAUCGUCUCCUAACUCCCCCAACGCAAGCUUCGACUCCGGUGAUAGCGCCCCCUCCUUCCCCUCCGGAGCACCCCCUUCCAUCACCACCUCCCUCCACCACACCACCACAUCACAGCACCCCACCACAGCCGCUACCACCACCUCACACCCACCACACUACUCAUCUAGUCCGUACUCCAACAAUCUUUACCACUCGUCCCCCCACCAUGGCUCCAGAGGGGGUGGGGGAGGGAGUGCCCCCACCACGGCAAAGACCAAUGCCGCCCCCACCACCACCACAGCCACCACCGUCAAGACUCGGAAGAGGAGUGGGGGAGGGAGACCGUUUGACCCUGAUGCUGCCCACCUCAGCUUCACCUACAGGAGAGAGCUGGAGAAACAACAACAUGAGAAGCAACUGGUGGAGAACCUUAGAAAUAUCAUUGAGACUCGGCUGAAAGUGUCCCUGCCAGCCGACAUCUCCUCAGCGCUCAUGGAUGGCGUUGUGCUCUGCCACCUGGCCAACCACGUGCGUCCCAGAUCUGUGUCCUCCAUCCACGUUCCCUCCCCUGCUGUGCCAAAAUUGACGAUAGCAAAGUGUCGACUCAACGUGGAAAAUUUUCUGGAAGCUUGUCGGAAGAUUGGAGUGGAAAAUGACUACACAUGCACAGCUCAUGAUAUUUUGGAAGAGCGAGGAACCGUGCGUGUUGCCAUCACAGUGGAGAGACUGCUACAGUUUUACCAAGGCCGCCACACCCCCCUGUCUCCCCGCAACCAGACUCCAGUAUGAUGGACCCCUCCCUCCCCUCCUCCCUCUCCCCAGUACUGCCCAGUAUGGCCACAGCCAACAGUUUCUGGAAUACUUAACAGACACUAUCUUGCAUCUUCCAUUAUUCAUUAAGGUUGCACCACACAGGUAAGUUCUUGUCCCCACCAUCCCGCUGGUGGUGAGGCAUCUGGUACCUUGUCCCCGUGUUUCAGAAGGAUUCCUCCCUGUGGCCUGCUGGGGUACUGGGGGUUUUGGAGAACUCGUGCUUCCUUUGCUUCCCCUUCCAAGCCAAAGGCUAUUGUUUUUUAUUCAAUCAUCCUCAGCCAACAGACUGUGCUGUUUGUGAGCUGUGAAUUUGUCAUACAUCAUUGCUUGUAUGUAUUUUUAUUCAUUCUUUUACAUUUCAUUCACCAUAAUUCAUUUUGCUCAUGUCUCUUAUCAUUCCUAAUUUAGGUUUUAUACUGCUGACCAUGGCACGUGUGUGUGUGUGUGUGUGUGUGUGUGUGUGUGUGUGUGUGUGUGUGUGUGUGUGUGUGUGUGUGUGUGUGUACGUGUACUUGUCAGGUGUUCCUUUAGUCAUGUUUUAUAUCUUCAUCUGGAUCUGGCAGUCCUGGCAUCGUACUUACACUCUGAACACAUCCACUUGUGUUGAAGAAAGACCUGCCAGUCUUUCUGUCCCCCUUGUUAAGUUUAUUGAAAAGUUGAUCCAUCUUACCCAGUGUGAGCAACUAGAGGACUUUCCUGCUUAUAUCAGCACCUCCGUGUGGUGUACUUUUAAAUUUUUAUACGUACAGACAUGACAUGACAAAGAUCUCUAGUUGUCUCCCUCCCUUCCAGUGAUGCUCUCUUUGCAAUAUUUGACUCGUGCAGUAUUGUUUUUUGUUGCUGCUUCUCCGUUUUCUUUUAAAAUUUUAAAUGUUUGUAGUGAUAAAAGGGGUAAAAACAACUUUUUAAUACAUGACAAUGCUAAUUGUAAGUUUUUUAAAAUUCAGACCAAUGUAGCUUGUGAAUCAGUUAUGUGUGCAAUAUGGAGUCAAGCCUCUUGGUGUCACGACUGAAGCCAAACGUUGUAUGUCCCAGCAAUUAUUCAGCCAUGGUUACGUGAACAUUUAUAUACCACCACCUUUGUAACCUCUAUGCAGGAAUGCCUACUGAUGUUUUCCUGGUAACAGAAUUGUACCUUUAAUAGUAAUGCUGAUUAAAAGGUUCUCUGCUAAAAGAUUAUGGAACAUUCUUGAUUAUUUAUUAUUUUUACGUUUUAAAAAUUGCAACCUGAACAAUGAUUCCAGUGUUCAAGUCAUGAAGAAUUAUGACAUACAGGAAGCACAUAAUGCUGUAAUGCUUGGUUAUCAUUUGUAAUACAUAAUUCUCCAUUCACAAACUACAGCAUACUUAUGUAGAGGUUUCCUUCCUGAUGAGGUACAGAUGAUAAUGAGUGGUGGGAGUGAUCAAAGAACAAUAUUAUGUAUUUCUGGCACAACUUGCAGGCUAGAAAGUGAGACUCCACCAGUGUGCCUGCAGGCCUAAUUACACAGAUUCUGAUCUGAUCCUAUGACAGGUGACACAUGGGAGUUGUCGUUGGCAGAAUUUGUCUCUUUCUCCCCCCUUCCCCGUGUCACUCUCUCUCUCUCUCUCUCUCUCUCUCUCUCUCUCUCUCUCUCUCUCUCUCUCUCUCUCUCUCUCUCUCUCUCUCUCUCUCUCUCUCUCUCUCAUCUUGUCGUCUUUCUUAUUUGUUUGUCCUAGAGCAUAGUAGGAAACAACUACAUUAAAGAUUCACAGUCGGUUCCUUCCAUGAAUAUUAGAAGUGUGUUGCCAGUCAUAGGAAGUGGGUCAGAAUCUAACAAUAGGAAAUUAUAAGAUGCAACUUCCAGGAUACAUUAAAAAAAAAAAAAAAAAAAAAAAGUGAGUAACUAUUUAUUUACUAAGGCUAAUUUUCUGAAAACAGACCCAAAUAAUUCUGUUAGAACUAAGACCCAAAUAAUUCUGUUAGAACUAAUAAACACAUACUUUGAAUAUUCUUAAUGGAGCAAAUUGCAAAAUUGUACUGAUGCUUAUCUAUAGUUUAGUGUGGUGCUAUGUAAAGGUAAGUUAGUUUACAUUACUCUGUAGUACUUAGGAUUUUGCUAAUUGAACAUUCCUUGGCCAGCUUUGAUUCUAUAUAAUGCAAUGAAACGUCUAUUUUGAUAUAGCCGAAUGUGUGGUAAGUGUGAUUCCAGCACUGAGAUGUUGUAUGCUGCUAUUCCUGCCAGUCCUCUCAAGAAAAAUUACGUCAUUUGCCAGAAUACAUCAGUAAUACCUGUGGCUUACUUAGUACACUAAAAAUUUCACUGGAGACAUGUGAAUAAUUCUUACUUAACUACUUAAAUGAUAUAUGGAUACCUAUCCUUGCUUUCAUGAUAUAAAGGAAUUUUUUGGGUCAGUUUUCUGUAAAUGUACCAAUGAAGUUAUGUACAAAUAAAUAAUUGCUUACGUAUGAACUGAUAAACCUCGUACAUUAAUACUCUUGCGGCAAAGAAUAAGGAAAGGGGCCAGUGUAGCUAUGGACCCAAGAGGCCAGCGAGCCAGUCUGUAGUGAGAGGCUUGACUGCACAAAGUGAAGAUGCAUCACCAGUGUGGCCGACGACCCCACAUUCUACCAGCCAUGUGAGGAACGUGACCAAGCAUCUCCUUUAAGAGCAAAUAGUGAGUCAUGAGCAUCAUCACCACCACCACCAUGCCUCACUGUGCCAGGAAGUGUAGUGUCAUUGGAGCCACACCAGCGAUGAGGUGCCUGCAGGGACUGGAGGGUUACUGAAGGGAAGAUUUUUGUGCCGAAGAAAAUAACGUUUAUAGAAAGCUUUACUUUGUAUAUUUUGUUUGUACAUUGAGGAAUCAAAGUAUUACUCUACAUUCAGCUCAAUUCCCAAUUAACAAGUUACUCCCUUGUAGGCGAUGCUGUGUCUGUCUGUAGAUGAAUGUACAUAAGAAUAAAUAUUCACCAAAGAGA